CUCAACAACACCCAAACCAUCAACUUCAUCACCAUAAACAACAGUCGCAAUGGCCCGCACCAAGCAGAGUACGCACUUCCUUUCUGGCUCAAUCUGCCAACCAUUUUGCACAGCGCUGACUCCUUCCUCACAGCCGCCCGCAAGUCCACCGGUGGCAAGGCUCCCCGCAAGCAGCUUGCUUCCAAGGCCGCCCGCAAGAGCGCCCCCUCCACCGGAGGUGUCAAGAAGCCUCACCGCUACAAGCCCGGUACUGUCGCUCUCCGUGAGAUCCGUCGUUACCAGAAGUCCACCGAGCUUCUGAUCCGCAAGCUCCCCUUCCAGCGUCUGGUUCGUGAGAUCGCCCAGGACUUCAAGUCCGACCUCCGCUUCCAGUCCUCCGCCAUCGGUGCCCUCCAGGAGUCCGUCGAGUCUUACCUCGUCUCUCUGUUCGAGGACACCAACCUCUGCGCCAUUCACGCCAAGCGUGUCACCAUCCAGUCCAAGGACAUCCAGCUCGCCCGCCGCCUCCGCGGUGAGCGCAACUAA
Molecule: messenger RNA, 525 nt
Organism: Colletotrichum gloeosporioides
Lineage: Eukaryota; Fungi; Ascomycota; Sordariomycetes; Glomerellales; Glomerellaceae
Product: histone H3
Exons: 2
Biological process (GO): rRNA transcription
Cellular component (GO): nucleosome
Molecular function (GO): protein heterodimerization activity; structural constituent of chromatin; DNA binding
Source: RefSeq, a predicted model, not a curated record